AUGUUACCAAAGUGUUCAGCGGCACGUGGACUACCGAAGGAUGUAACCACUACCGGUCCUCUAAAACGUCCUUCGUGUAGCAAAUAUGGCACAAGUGUCAACAAGCGUUCCAUUGGCUACUAUGAAACUUGGGCCAGCACAAGACCUUGCAGUGCAGUGGCGCUAGAGCAGCUCAACCUCCAGGGCCUAACACACAUCAACUUCGCGUCCAUGUUCUUUGAGCCGGACACUUUUGAACUCACACACAUGGAUAGGAAUGCUGGUUCGUUGAUUAGCCGCUUCACGAAACUCAAAGAGAGGAAGCCUGGACUGGAGACUUGGGUUAGUGUUGCCGGAAAGUAUCAGCAGGCUUUUAGCAUCAUAUCGAAUACUGCUGCCAACCGUAGAAAGUUUAUUAACAACUUGAUCAAGUUCAUGCAGACCUACGGGUUCGAUGGUAUGGAUAUGGACUGGGAAUACCCAAUCGCAGAUGACCGUGGCGGUAAGCCCGAAGACAAAGCAAACUUUGUUCUUCUCUCCAGGGACAUAUACAACGCCUUUGAAAAGGAGGGAUAUGGUUACUCCCUCACACUGCCCGCAUCAUACUGGUAUCUCCAGCAUUUCGAUCUUACAAAACUGCAGCCGUACGGCCACUGGUUCAAUCUUAUGUCGUCCUUUCUCAGGGAUAUGAGUACAUAUGUUGCAAUAACAUUUACAUCGAUGCCCCGCUGUUCGCGAGUAUCUGGUAUCCUGAAUCUCCAAGAGAUCUUUGACAUUAUCAACGACAAGAAACUCAAGCUGACACACGACAAAAAGGCUGGAUGGGUUUCCUACGACGAUGAUAAGACACUGAUGCAGAAGCGUGAGUUUAGAGUGUCUCGCUGCCUUGGGGGCAUGAUGAUUUGGGCUCUUCAUCAGAUAGAUCAGGAUACUCCAAUUGGAGGCAGUUUAUCGCCAGAAGAAAUGGAGGAAACAGAAGCCAUAUAUCAAGAUGCAGCUGCAAAGGGCGUCUGUUACACAAGCAUGUACGAUGAUAAAUGCCGCAACGGCGACUACGAAGCUGCGCAAAUGAGGGAGCAACCUGGCUUUUUGUCUACCAUGUCUCGUUGUUCCAAACAUCAGGUUCGUUGUUUUUGCUGCUCCAAAGGUGCCACUAUGGGAACCUGCAAAUGGCGAGGCUUCCGUGGCUUGGGACUUUCUUGCACAGGUGGUUGUCACGGCGAUGAAACUGAGGUUACUAUAAACACUAACUACGUCGAAAAGAACGAAGAUCAAACAUGUAUAGGAGGCACAAAGAGCUACUGCUGCUCUGGCUUUAAGCCUCCUAUUUCAAGAGAACAAGUUAGCGAAAAGAUCAAGGAUGAAGCAGCCGACCUUGCUCUUGCGGCUGCCGAAACUCUUGCAAUGGGAAUAGCAGCAAAGGCCUUUUGUCGUGUUGCAAUCAUGGCUGAGACGCUACCUCUACGUAUCAUUCCGUUUGUAGGCUGA
Molecule: messenger RNA, 1467 nt
Organism: Bipolaris sorokiniana ND90Pr
Lineage: Eukaryota; Fungi; Ascomycota; Dothideomycetes; Pleosporales; Pleosporaceae
Product: glycoside hydrolase family 18 protein
Exons: 7
Coding region: 1-1467 (488 amino acids)
Biological process (GO): carbohydrate metabolic process
Molecular function (GO): hydrolase activity, hydrolyzing O-glycosyl compounds; chitin binding
Source: RefSeq, a predicted model, not a curated record